Messenger RNA from Oreochromis aureus, 3575 nucleotides. RefSeq names its product septin-5-like. Bases 498 to 1937 code for a protein of 479 amino acids. The record is from RefSeq and is a predicted model, not a curated record. The transcript is spliced from 12 exons. Gene Ontology annotation, biological process: cytoskeleton-dependent cytokinesis; regulation of exocytosis. NCBI's taxonomy places the organism in Eukaryota, Metazoa, Chordata, Actinopteri, Cichliformes, Cichlidae. Gene Ontology annotation, molecular function: GTP binding; GTPase activity; molecular adaptor activity. Gene Ontology annotation, cellular component: cell division site; synaptic vesicle; microtubule cytoskeleton.
UGUGCUUGAAGCUUGUUUAUAGCUACUAAAAGCAUCUGGUUGAGGUGCAGCUUGCUAAGGGAUAUUUAACCAAAUAUUACAUUUGACUCCUGUAUGUAUGCUUUUGACCCUUUAUGGAUUUAGAGAAAAUGCUAAACACAUUCAAACUUUUGCACCAAAUUCUUGUUGUUUAAAUACAUUAAAGAUUCGCAAUCAUUCCAUUAACAUUAUUAUAAUUAUGAUGAUGAUAAUCGCUGAGCUGUAUUAAGCUGUUGUGUAACCACAGAAAAGUGGUAACACUGAGCAGACAUGGAGCAGGGUGCACCCGGAGCUGAGUAGUAUAAUUCAGGGACGCACACGCCCACAGAGCAUCUGCAGCAUUGUGCUGCAGCCAUGCGCUGCCCUCCUCUGAUCCAGGGACAGCUUGAAUACCGGCAGCAUGGAGCACAUGUCCUCUCCCGUCAGAUUUCGCAGCAAUAAAAAAGUUGUCCAGUCUGUCCAUAAGGGACCAGGAGGACAUGCAGUAUCCUUAUGCCAUGAGGGAUUUGCCUCUCAUGUCUCACUCUGGUGAACAGCACCAGAGACCAGGCCACUAUGGAGCAGAAGGCAUUGGGAGCCCCAUCAAUGGGAGACACCUCAGCCUUCCUGGGACUCCCUCUCUGGUCCGCACCAUCCCCUUCCACCCCGGUGGCUCUCCAGCAGUCCCUCCCAGACAUAAUCACAUGGGACUGGAUCCAGAAUUUCAGCAGCUACCGCUGAGGAGGCAGAUUGUUUCUCAGGUGUCUCUGGACUCGCCGCUCAGCCCUUCCAUGCGCCCACGUAGCCCCUGGGGACGCUUCGACCCCUACGACUCUCCUGAGGAUCAGGACAAGGAGUACGUAGGUUUUGCCACAUUACCAAACCAGGUCCACAGAAAAACUGUGAAGAAAGGCUUCACAUUCACACUUAUAGUCGCAGGGGAGUCCGGUCUCGGUAAAUCCACACUAAUCAACAGUUUGUUCCUCACGGAUCUUUACAAGGACAGAAAAGUUCCCAAUGCUGAAGAGCGGAUCAGUCGAACAGUCGCCAUCAUCAAACACACCAUUGGCAUUGAGGAGAAAGGAGUCAAACUGAGGCUCACCAUCAUAGACACGCCAGGGUUCGGAGAUGCCGUCAACAACACAGAAAGCUGGAGGCACAUAGAAGACUACAUCGACCAGCAGUUUGAACAGUACUUCAGAGACGAGAGCGGGCUGAACAGAAGAAACAUUCAGGACAACAGAGUCCACUGCUGCCUCUACUUUAUCUCACCAUUCGGACAUGGCCUUCGACCUCUGGAUGUGGACUGUAUGAGGGCGCUUCAUGAAAAAGUCAACAUAAUUCCUGUGUUGGCCAAAGCUGACAGCCUGACACCAGCAGAGGUCUGCAGAAAGAAGAUGAAGAUCAGAGAGGAGAUCAAGCAGUUUGGGAUAAACAUCUACCAGUUUCCUGAAUGUGAUUCAGAUGAGGACGAAGACUUCAAGACACAGGAACAGAUACUUAAGAACAGCAUCCCAUUUGCUGUGAUUGGGAGUAACGUACAGGUGGAGAGUAAAGGUCGUAAGUUCAGGGGUCGUGUCUAUCCCUGGGGCGUGGUAGAAGUGGAGAACCCGGCUCACUCCGACUUCCUGCUGCUGAGGAACAUGCUGGUGAGGACGCACAUGCAGGAUCUGAAGGACGUGACGCGGGAAAUUCACUAUGAGAACUACAGAGCUCAGUGCAUCCAGAACAUGACUCGCAUGGUGGUGCUGGAGAGGAAACGCAGUUUGCGUGAGAAGUAUCGGGAUGUUAGUGAGGCAGACUUUCCUCUGCCUCUGGCCGUCGCCGACACUGAGAAGGAAAGACUGAUCUAUGAAAAGGAUGAAGAGCUGAGAAAGAUGCAGGAGGUCCUAGAGCGGAUUCAGGAGCAGAUGCAGCACAGCCAUAGAGGUGGCUGCUGAUUCUCACCAUAGAUCCCUGAAACAGGAGCCAGACAAGGAGCACCCAGAGUCACAGAGGAGGCCUUGGCAAUUGGCAAGCUUGAAACUGGGCCUAUUUCUAAUUGUUCUUACUUAGGAUAACUUGCAGUGAGAAUCAUGGCUGGAAUCACGACUUUCCAAAGAUACGAGAAAAGAUUUCAUUGUUUUUUCCAGAUCUAACUCCUGAUCUAAACUCCUAUUCCUAAACGCCUUUAGAAAAGAAAAUUCAUGAACUUUAUUUUAAAACAUUCUACACCUAUUAAGGAUACUGCAAGGACAUGCAAGUCAAAAGCUCAGGGUUGCUGCUUGGGAGCAUCUCAGCAGGAUAACUGAUUUGGACUUUGUGGAAUGAGUCACCCAUUCGAAAAACCAGAGCGCUCCAACUGUUUUAGUCACAUGCUAGUUAAAAAAGGAACACAAAUGGCCUGUAUUUGUACAGCGCUUUACUAGUCCCUAAGGACCCCAAAGCGUUUUACACAAUUAGUCAUCCACCCAUGCACGCACACAUUCACACACUGGUGAUGGCAAGCUACAUUGUAGCAAGUCAGUGUUUUAAAUAGAUUUUAUAGACCAACACUAUUCCAUAUGUAAAUAUAAGAUGUGAUCCAAUGCAAGCAGUCACCCAACUCCUGGAUGUGUGGAAGAAUUGCUCUCCAUUCCUGGAUGAGCAGCCUGCAGCUGUACAAUGAUAAUCGAUUGUUGCUGUUCAAGUUUAUUUAUAUAGCACCAAAUCGCUAUAGCAGUCAAGAUGCUUUUUAUUAUAAGGUAAAGACCUUUCAGUAAUACAGAGAAAACUCCAACAAUCAGAAAACCCUCUAUUAGCAAGCUUUUGGCGACACUGGGAAGGAAAACUCUCUUUAACUGGCGGAACCACACUGAGUGAGGGGCUGGUUUGACUGGUUGGGGGUGCAAAAGGCACACUGAUGAACACACUGACCCAGAAUGUCCCAGACAUGUUUGAUAGGAAACAUAUUGGUGCUAAAUGAUAAGGACGUGUGUGAAAAUGAUCCUGAUCCAGAAAAACCAGCUCUGCCCUGACAUUGUCCUCCUGAACAGCAGGAGGCACCGCUGCCUCUAGUACAGCUUGGAGCACCUCGUCUUCAGACCUCUGUUGCAAAGCAAAGACCGAAAACAUAUUUCACCACAUAAAACUUGCAUUUCUUUUUUAUGAACGGUAGAUUUGUUUCAUUAUCAUGUGAACAUGAUCCCUUUAUCAGCAACCUCGUUAAUGGACCAAAGCUGCCACAAACAAAAUAAAUCAUUCAUUCGGUAAAGAAAUUAUUAAAAAUAAAUGUAGGUAUUAACAAAUAUGUUGAUAUUUAUUUUACUUUUCUUCUGUAUUUAAAUUUGUAAUGAGCCCCUGCACUUCUAAAUUACUGAAAGCAAAAAGGUUAAACCCCUGCAUCUAACACACGAUCACUCUGAUGUGCAGUAGAUGAAAAGUUGCUCCAUCGACCCACUUCGAUCGACAACCUUUCUAAUUUGCAUAAUGAAGCAGAAACACAUUACCAAAAAAAAAAAAAAAAAUUUUUUUUUUUUAUUUUAUGGCGUUUUUAUUUAACAAGUUAUUUGUUUAUUUAAUUUUGAUCAUGGUAGUUUUAGGCCUCCAUAUCAUACUGC